Messenger RNA from Lingula anatina, 807 nucleotides. Its product is annotated as glutamate--cysteine ligase catalytic subunit-like. The record is from RefSeq and is a predicted model, not a curated record. Gene Ontology annotation, biological process: glutathione biosynthetic process. Gene Ontology annotation, molecular function: glutamate-cysteine ligase activity. NCBI's taxonomy places the organism in Eukaryota, Metazoa, Brachiopoda, Lingulata, Lingulida, Lingulidae. Gene Ontology annotation, cellular component: glutamate-cysteine ligase complex.
AUGAAUGGCUUAGAACAGAACGGAGAACGAUGGUUGACAUCCGAUGAAAUAGCGGGCGUAUGGCCGCAAAUCCGAUUGAACGCUGCAAGGGAAUUCAUAGGGUUAUAUCACAAGGAAAAGGAUGCAAGGAAGAGGGGUCUCCUAUGGGGAGACGAGAUUGAGUAUAUCCUGGUAUACCUUGACCACGAGAACAAAUCUGUCAAAGUUUCGCUAGAAUCCGAAGAGCUAUUGGAGAAAUUAAAGAGAUUAGAUUUCAACAAUGUUUGUCCUGCCAUGUGGCAAAGGGAGUACGCCCGUUACAUGGUUGAAUCGGUGCCUUUCGUGCCUUUUUCAGGAGGUAUAGAGUCCAUACGUUCUGUAGAAGCAAGUAUGGCAAAUAGUGUAGCGGCACAAAACUGCACUUCAAACAAGAGAGGGAGAUACACAGAACGCAUACCAAUAUUCAAAGACGUCCACACGAUGGAUGCCAUUAAAGAAGACCUCUCACAUACCAGCUAUAAAGGCAAAGAACAGGAAGAUUCACAGCCAGGAACCAUCCGUCUUGACAUGUGUGUUUGCGGCGGUACCUGCUGCGCGCUGCAAGUGACCCUGCAGGCUGCAGAUUUAGACGAAGCUAGAACUUUACACGAUCAACUAACUCCCCUUUGUCCAAUUCUUAACAAAAGAUCCGGUGCUCACAGAACGACCAAGACCCGUAACGACUCAGUGAGUUGCUAUGCACAACCUUAUAACUCUUGCUAUAACGACGGACCUAUGUUCACUGACGACGAAAUAUUUGGGACGCUUGUGGAUGAAGAUGCAGUUUAA